This is a messenger RNA of Aspergillus caelatus, 1721 nucleotides long. Its product is annotated as putative MFS transporter. NCBI's taxonomy places the organism in Eukaryota, Fungi, Ascomycota, Eurotiomycetes, Eurotiales, Aspergillaceae. Gene Ontology annotation, cellular component: membrane. The record is from RefSeq and is a predicted model, not a curated record. Bases 168 to 1721 code for a protein of 517 amino acids. Gene Ontology annotation, molecular function: transmembrane transporter activity. The transcript has 11 exons. Gene Ontology annotation, biological process: transmembrane transport.
UGUUAGUUCACUACUCUAUGUGCCUAUCAUCAUCUGCUCUACGUAUAGGAGAAAUUCUGGAAUCCAAAGGUACUUCCAUUCAAAUCGAAGUUUUCUUUUUUAGCUCCACAGACUCUAUCCUCCAGAGCUAGCUGAGUGACUCUUGAAGACCUAAGGAGGAAAAGAAAAUGUCUCAUCACAAAGCAUCAGCAUCGGGAGGGCAAGGUCAAGAUGAGUAUAUAGAGUCUGUUGAAGAUUUUGCUCGUCAGAACAGGGAGCACCUAUUUGGGGCUGGAAAAGACAGAGCCCUAUGCAUUAUAGCAGAUGCAGGACACUCAUCUGUCCUAACAGCUGAGAACAACGCCCGGGUGCUUCGAAAGAUCGACCUGAGGCUUUUGCCCAUUCUCCUCGGGAUAUAUUUCUUACAGCAACUCGACAAGUCCAGUCUUUCGUAUGCAUCCAUUUUCGGUCUCGUCGAGACAGCUAAUCUCCAUGGACAACAGUAUUCCUGGCUAGGAGCAGUCGUUUAUCUAGUACAACUCGUUGCCCAACCUUUCGUUGCUUACAUCUUAGUCAAAGUUCCAAUUGGAAAGUUCCUGGCAUGCACAACCCUUUGCUGGGGCAUAGCCCUGACUUGUAUGACCCCGGCAAAUACCUUUGCGGGCUUGUUGGUCUGCCGGAUGUUUUUAGGUCUCUUUGAAGCCGGUAUACCUCCGUGUUUCAUCGCUGUGACGCAAAUGUGGUAUCGACGAAUCGAACAACCCGUCCGACUUGGUUCGUGGUACGCUAUGAAUGGUGUGGUAUUCAUGUUUGGCAGUCUGCUUUCGUAUGGUUUGGGCCAUAUAAAGUCUUCGGUUUUUGAACCCUACCAGAUUAUCUUCUUAUUCUUCGGUCUCAUAACGAUUGCUUUCUCAGGCCUUAUCCUACUUCGCAUGAACCAACAAGGUAUUGAGACACAUGAAUGGAAGUGGGAUCAUGUCAAAGAAGCGUGCCUCGACAUAAAGUCAUUUUUCUGGUUUGCCUUAAUGUUUGCAGUCUCGAUUCCUAGCGGUGGUAUUUCGACAUUUGGCCCACUAAUCAUUGAAGCCUUCGGUUUUGAUCAAUUCAAAACAAUUCUUUUCAACAUACCCUUUGGCGCUGUACAGCUCGUGGCAACAAUGGGAGGGGCGUGGUUAGCGACUAAGCUGAAAAUGAAGGGACCUGUCAUAGUCCUGUUAUCUUUGCCUGCCAUUGCAGGCUGCGUCAUGCUACUACAGCUUCCUCGUGAUGGUCACCACAAUGGAGCAUUGCUUGCAGGAUAUUACAUUAUUUCUGUGUAUCCUGGAAUUACGCCCAUGAUCUAUUCAUGGUCUGCAGGAAACACCGCCGGUGAGACGAAGAAAAAGAUUGUGAAUGGCAUAGUCCUAAUUGGCCAAUGCGCCGGUAACGUUCUCGGCUCGAAUCUGUACACAACCACAGAUGCGCCCUUGUAUCGACGCGGUUUGCUAUCCAAUCUUGCAAUGUUCUGUGUCCUCGUCCUCCUCCCCAUGAUGAAUAUGGCAUACCUGUAUUUUCUCAACAAAAAGCACGAGGAAAAACGAGUGAGUAUGGGUAAGAGUGCAAAAAUCGUCGACCAUUCGAUGCAAGCUGUUGGCUCAGUGCCAGUGGACAAAACCGAGCCUCAGCAGCCCGCGGUGAGCGAAGACAACGCGUUCAAAGAUCUCACGGACUGGGAGAACGAAGACUUUGUCUAUGUGUACUGA